UGAAGACUGAUCUAUGUGACCAAAAUGGCGGCUGAGGUGACGGUCCCCCCUACCACGGUGUUUAGUAAUGGCCACAGCAUGAUGAACGGGGAGGUUGAGGUGACGAUGGAGGAGCCGGCAGAGAAGAAAAUGCGGCUCAAUGAUGGUUGGCCCGACUCACAAAGAUCGUUCGAUUCUUUUGGCCGAACGAUGGCGAUGAUCCAUUGCUGCGCCCCGAUCCUACAGACUCCUUAGGGCAGACAUUAUGUUGACUUGUCAUUGUGAACCAUUGUCAUGCUCAGAGCAGUGUAGACCUUCAUAAUAAUGUGCACAGUAGAGACCAUUGUAGCUUUUGUGAAAAAUCAGCUUUAGCUAAGGAGAGUUGAGCCAUUAUGAGAGGAGUGAUGAUGCUAGUGUUUCCCUCACAAAGCAAAGUCAGGUCUCUUGCACUGAUGAUCUGUUGCUUUGUGAUGGUAAUCUUGUUUUUUGUUUGUUUUGUUAUCUUUGCAGAUAUGCGUGAGUAUGGGUUCGUCUUUCUCUGGUGUCGCUGUGCUGCCAGGCUCAUAAACAAUAGGAUCAAUACACUUUCACACGGAAAUCUAGAGCAAUCAGUCGCAAGUGGCUGUGACAAAAGAAAGACUUAGAGAAUGACCAUGGAAGUCUUUAGAGCUCACCCCCCAAAACUAUUCAUGAUAAGAACAUCCAAGUCAAAGGAAUGCACAAAGUUGCCUUCCACUCUUGCCACCCACCUCCGGGCUGAACCAUUUUCUCUGUCGUCCUCACUCGCUCACCCACCCACCCAUCCACCCAGCGGGAAGAGCAGCUUGUGUGCCCGCGUGGGUUUGAGGGUUUUUAUAUUCUACUCUUUGCAGGGUUGAGCAGCUCCUGGCCACCCACCCCACAGUGUGUGCCUUGUGAAGAUAGAGGCAGCUAGUGUCCGGAGUCCCAGCCACCAGUACCUACUCUAGGGCUGUGUGGCUGGCUCACCCAUCCCAUCCCAUGACAUGCCAUGCCCCAUUACCUCACCUCACCUUGCCUGUCUCUCCUACACACACACACACACACACAGACAAACACAAAUAUACACUUAUAUAAUUUAAGAUACUCCUGAAAAAAAAAUGUUAUACAAUGUUGGAGUACAUUUUUAGUGUACGCACACACACACACACACACACACACACACACACAGACACACACACAUACACACACAUACACACACAUACAUGUUCCUUCUUCUUCCUUAUUUACUCCCUCACCAUCAUCCUCUUUCCUGCUUUUCAUCACCAUCACCAUUCUCCUCUUCAAAGUCAACACUCGCCCUGCUGCAGGAGUGACAUGUUAUUUUUGUGAAUAUGUGAUAUGCCUGUUCUUUUUUUCUCUGUCGUUCCAUGGUGUAAGGUGGGCAGAAAGGCCUCAGCAGCAGGGGAAGGUUCAUCGGAUGGCGAGCGUCAGAGUUAUCUGGGGGCUGCUAUUUGCGCAUUGUAGCUUCCCCAGAGCAGUGAGGGAGAAGCCCGGCCCAUCCGAGCCAGAACCCCAACGAGAGAGGUGGACCAGAGUGGCACCCUCGUCCUGGGUACAGGGGCCAAGAAAGAUGACAUCGUGCACCUGCUGGGCCAGUCCCUGCCCCGCCUCUCCUCCGAGCAGAAGGACAUUGUGGCCCGGGCCAAGAAGUACGCCAUGGAGCAGUCCAUCCGCCUGGUGCUCAUGAAGCAGACGCUCGCACACCAGCAGCAGCAAGCCAAGUCCCUGCAGCGGCACCAGGCGCUGGUGCUCAUGUGCCGGGUGUAUGUUGGCAGCAUCAGCUUCGAGCUCAAGGAGGACACCAUCAGACAGGCCUUCGUGCCCUUCGGCCCCAUCAAGUCCAUCAACAUGUCCUGGGACCCCGUCACACAGAAACACAAAGGGUUUGCCUUCGUGGAGUAUGAGAUGCCCGAGGCUGCCCAGCUGGCUCUGGAGCAGAUGAACGGGGUGAUGAUCGGUGGCAGGAACAUCAAGGUUGGCCGGCCCUCCAACAUGCCCCAGAAAUGGUCGACAGCACAGGGCCUCAGUGCCUGUGAUGUCGCACUUCUGAGACAUCAUACCAUGACAAGGACGACAGACAGUGCUCAGACGGUAAUUGACGAGAUCACCGAGGAAGCAAACUACUAUAAUCGCAUCUACAUCGCCUCGGUGCACCAGGACCUCUCAGAGACAGACAUCAAAAGUGUGUUUGAGGCCUUUGGCAAGAUCAAGCAGUGCAUGUUGACACCGGGCUCCACCCCUGGCAAGCACAAGGGCUACGGCUUCAUAGAGUACGAGAACUCCACCUCAGCGCAGGAAGCCAUCGCCUCCAUGAACCUGUUUGACCUGGGAGGCCAGUACCUGAGGGUGGGCAAGGCCAUCACCCCGCCAGGCUCAUUCUAUGGCCCCCUGUCAGCGCCAACACAGAUGCCCACAGCAGCAGCGGUGGCGGCAGCGGCAGCCACGGCCAAGAUCCAGGCCAUGGACGCCCUGGCCACCAAUGCCAUUGGGCUGGUGCAGGGCCUGAGCAGCUCCCCUGGCUCAGUGUCACAGCUGCCCCCUGUGGGUGUGGUGGGGGCUGUUCCCCCGGUGGGCACUGUGGGUGGGCUCUCCACGACCCUCCCAGCUGUCACCCCGCCUGUUGGGGUCAUUGGGGCCACGGCGGCCGUGCCUCCAGUGGGCGUGGUGACCAGCCUGCCCAACCUGGCGGUGGGAGGGCCCGGCGUGGGUGCCGCCGCCUUACCGCCCCCCACGGUCAUCACAUCCCUGCCACUGCCUGGGGGCGCUGGCCUGGCAGGUCCCGGUCCGUCCCCAGGACCAGGGCUCCUAGGGGCUGCCCCGGGCAUUCCGGGAGUGCCAGGUGUAGCUGCAGUUGCAGGAGUCCCGGGGACCCCAGUGGUGGCUGGGGCCCCUCAGGCGGAGGAGCGGCGCCCCACCCACCAGGAGGAGCUGGCCAAGAAGCUGAUGGAGGAUAAUGAGCCCCAGACGCUGCAGCAGCAGGAGACCAUGUCCAUCAAGGGCCAGUCAGCACGGCACCUCGUCAUGCAGAAGCUCAUGAGGAAGUCUGAGUCCACCGUGGUGAUCCUCCGCAACAUGGUGGGUGCGGAGGAGGUGGAUGAGCUGCUGCAGGAGGAGAUCACAGAGGAGUGUGGAAGGUUUGGUUCGGUGCGGCACGUCAUCAUCUACCAGGAGAAGCAGAGUGACGAGGAGGAUGCUGAGGUGCUGGUCAAGAUCUUUGUGGAGUUUGGCAGCCCAACGGAGAGUGCCGCAGCCCAGGAGGCCCUCAAUGGGAGGUACUUUGGUGGGCGGCUGGUCAAGGCUGAGCUCUACGACCAGAACAUGUACAACCACAACGACCUCUCGGGAUAAUUGUGUGCCACUGGUGACGAGUGUGUGUGUGUGUGUUGGUAUAUACCUGUGAGCAUUUUGUUAUGGUGAGGAUGAGCAUGUGUGAAUUUCCAUGAAUGACCUUGUAAAAAUGUAUGUAUGCUGUAUUCUCACGUAUUCCUAAAGUGAGUCUACGGGUGUGUGGAUGUUUACGUGGAUGGACAGGUGGAAGUAUAUGUAAAUUAUACAUACAUAUAUAUAUAUAUUCAAAGGGUGAAAGAAAGCUACAGGGAGAAAUAUACAUGUAACACCAUGGAUGCAAUUUAUGUAUGCGUCAGUGUCCAUAUUAUGUAUUUCCUUUAAGUUCCUCCUUCAUUCUCAUAACUGAAAGACUUGGUGACUGUCUGUCCAGAGGUAUAUUUUUGUCUCACUCUGUUUCUGUUCUUCCCUUCUCUCUGACCUCAUUCAUCUUCCCUCAUUGUAAACCAGUCACCAUCACCAAACAGAUCCUUAAUUGUCACCAUCACAUCAUCAUCUCAAUCACCAUCGUCAUCACCAUCACCAUAAUAAUAGUCAUUGUAGUGUUAUCAAGCGCUGUGACUAUUCGGAAGGACUUUAUCUAGAGUAGCUAAAAGAUAGGGUUAUGUAGGUACUCACAGUCUUUUGGGGUUAUUCCUCCUCAUGUUAUGUUGAUCUAGUUCCUCUGCAGCAUCACCACACCACCACCAUAGCCAUCUCCAUCAUCACUCAGUAUCAUCAUCACCCUCAUCAUCAUACACAUGCUAAGUAUAAUGACAGGAAGACAGGCAAGACCCUAACAUUGUUCUUCACCACACAGUUGUUGACUUAUCCUGAGCUACUAAGUUAAGUGUUUCCUCAAGAUUGGUUCCUGGACGCUCAACUUGACUUAUUUAUCUGGCUCUGGAAAUGUGUAAAAUGCCGCUGCUACUGAAUACCUCCGGCCCAUUUGUGUGUGUUAUUAUUUCCCUGUACCAUGAUGUGUGGUGCAUGUUGUUUGUACAUUGAUAAGUAAAUUUAAAUUAUUUGU
Eriocheir sinensis (Chinese mitten crab) is the source of this 4354-nucleotide messenger RNA. RefSeq names its product poly(U)-binding-splicing factor half pint-like (gene hfp). Bases 1657 to 3348 code for a protein of 563 amino acids. Gene Ontology annotation, biological process: regulation of alternative mRNA splicing, via spliceosome; mRNA splice site recognition; alternative mRNA splicing, via spliceosome. Gene Ontology annotation, molecular function: RNA binding. The record is from RefSeq and is a predicted model, not a curated record. Lineage: Eukaryota; Metazoa; Arthropoda; Malacostraca; Decapoda; Varunidae. Gene Ontology annotation, cellular component: precatalytic spliceosome; catalytic step 2 spliceosome. The transcript has 13 exons.